AUGGCCUCACCCAGCACCGAAAUGCGGGAUCGCCGCUGGACGAGAGACUCUUACCUCAUCUCGACAGAUGCAUCUCUCGUCUCCGUCACCCAACUCAACGCUGCAUUCGCGUCGGAAGCCGUCUACUGGACCAAAGCCAUACCAGAGUCCUUCGUGAGAGAAAUGCUGGAAAACUCACUUUGCUUCGGCCUCUACGACACCACCACUUCUCAAAAAGAAUCCAGCGGCAGCAGCGGCACCGAGACGAAGGAGUACCAUCAAUUAAUCGGUUUCGCGCGUGUCGUCACCGACUUUGUAUCCUUUGCCUACACCACGGACGUGUGGGUUGACCCCACGCUCCAAGGCAAAGGCCUGGGAAGAUGGCUCGUGGGAUGCGUGCAGGAGGUGCUCGAGCCGAUGCCGUAUUUGAGGAAGAGCGUGUUGGCUACCGAUAGCUGGGACAAGUCUGUGCCGUUUUAUGAGAAGAUGAUGAAGAUGAGCGUGAUUGGCGGGCAGCCGGGAGGCCAGGCGAUCAUGCAGAUGAAGGGGAAGGGGGCGCCUGGGUACACCGAAAAGACCGACUAA
Molecule: messenger RNA, 564 nt
Organism: Colletotrichum abscissum
Lineage: Eukaryota; Fungi; Ascomycota; Sordariomycetes; Glomerellales; Glomerellaceae
Product: acetyltransferase
Exons: 1
Coding region: 1-564 (187 amino acids)
Molecular function (GO): acyltransferase activity, transferring groups other than amino-acyl groups
Source: RefSeq, a predicted model, not a curated record